GUUAAUCCUUCUUCUGAGAUUUUACAGAGACUGUUCAUCCCGAGACGAACAACUGGUAUUAAAAUGAAUGGGAGAAACUGGAACGCCCAACGUAUAUAGAAACAGAAGUCCCGCCUUACAGAUGGGUCCCAAAGAAACCCAAAAUCACAGGACUCAAUGACUACAGACCCACUGGUGUGCAGUCAAAACAACCUGUAGCUGAACACGCACAAAACGGUGGAGAUUAUUGUGGACUUUAGGAGAAACACCCCAACACUGAACCCCCUCACCAUUCUAAACAGCACUGUGGCAGCAGUGGAGUCAUCCAGGUCCCUGGGCACUACCAUCUCACAGGACCUGAAGUGGGAGACCCACAUUGACUCCAUUGCAAAAAAGGCCCAGCAGAGGUUGUACUUCCUUCGCCAGUUGAGGAAGUUCAACCUGCCACAGGCGCUGCUGAUACAGUUUUACUCAGCAGUCAUUGAGUCUGUCCUCUGCACUUCAGUAACUGUCUGGUUUGGUUCAGCAACGAAAUCGGAUAUCAGAAGACUACAAAGGACAAUUCAGACUGCUGAGAGGAUUAUUGGUUGCCCCCUGCCCUCUCUUCAAGAACUAUACAUAUAAAAAUCACUCUGGACCCCACUCACCCUGCCCACUACUUUUUUGAACUGUUGCCUACUGGCCGACGCUUCAGAGCACUGAGCACCAGAACCGUCAGGCACAGGAACAGUUUUUUCAUGAACAGUUAAAACUGCCCCAUUGAGCAAUAAGUCUGGUCAUCACUACCACACAGUGAUUGUGAAUCCACUCCCAAAGCAAUUCACCAAUAAAUGCUCUGAAUAUUCCUGUCAUCUUUGAAUUGAAGAAGAGUUUCUAGAAGAGCAGGACAAACUUCAAGUGUGUCAACAGUUUCUGAUAUACUGCUGCAAAGAUGGAUUUUAUUAAAGAGGAGAGAGAGGACAUGGGUUAUCCAGAACCACACAAAGUGAAAAAUGAAGAUACCGAGGAACAAAUAGACCUGAUGGAAGUGAAAAAGGAAAAUGAAGAACUGAAUGAAGUGGAGGAGAAACAACAGCAUCAGAAAUCUCCUAAUGUCACACCUGGAGAGAGAUUAUUUAGUUGCUCACAGACUGAACAGAAUUCCUCACAACAAACAAAGGAUCAUAUAAGAAUUAACAAUGCUAAGAACGUUUACACAUGCCCUCAGUGUGGAGAGAAUUUCACACGUAAAGAUCAUCUAAAGAAUCACGCAACAAUUCACGCUAAAGAUAAGCCUCUCGCAUGCCUCCAGUGUGGAAUGAGAUUCAAAUAUCAAGUAAACCUUGAUAGGCACGUGACAGUUCACACUGGAGAGAGACCUUUCGUGUGCCCUCACUGCAGAAAGGGUUUCUCAUAUUUAAAAUGUCUUGAAAAUCAUCUGUACUAUCAGCACCCUGAAGCAAACUGUGAUGAGUGUGAUAAAAAUGUUAUUGCGGCUUCAAAUGAAAAGCCCCAUUUGUGUUCCAUAUGCGGAAAAAGCUUUUCAUGCUUGCACCGUUUUAAAGAGCACCAGGAAAUUCAUAGUGGGAAAGCUUUUGUGUGCCCUGAGUGUGGCGAUGCCUUUACAGGAUCCGGCAACUUGAAGAUGCACCAAAGAAUCCACAUUAAAGAUAAACCGUACAAGUGCUCACGGUGUGGAAAGAGUUUCACUCAUUUAGCAGCCCUGAAAACACACGAGAAAGAGCAUACUGAAGAGAAGCCUUCAAGUGGGAUGAGUUACACCCGAUUGACUCAUUUCAAAAAACAUUCUGGAAAGAUGUGAGCGAAGUUUAUUUUUAGGUCCAAUGUUUGAAACCGUGUGAAUUUCAGAAAAACCCAAAUAGACAUUUUUCUCUUAAAGGGAUAGUUCACCUGAAAAUGAAUUAAAUGAAUCAUUUAGUCACCCUUUUGCUGUCUCAGAUUCGUAUGACUUUCUUCUGCGGAACACAAAGAUAAUUUGUUGGAGAAACAGUGUAAAUAUAUAUCCAUACAAUGUAAAUCAAUGUGAUCCGAAACUUUUCAAGCUCCAAAAAGUACAUAAAGGUAAUCCAUAAGACUCAUCCAUGUCUUUUGAAGUGAUACGAUGUUUUGGGUGAGAAAUGUAGCUCCUUUUUCACUAUAAAUCCUGCUAUCUGCUGUCUCCUUGACACAAUUGUUACAGUUCAUGCUUGUGUUCCACAGAAGAAAGUAGAGUUUAAUGAUUGAAUAAGUGAUUAGAGAAUUAUAAUUUUUGGUGAACUAUUGAGCAAUUUCAUCUUUUUUUAAAAAUUUUUUUUAAAGAGAUUCUGUUCUGAAACGGGCUGCUCAGUGGGUAGCACUGUUGCCUCACAGCAAGAAGGUCCUGGGUUCAAUUCCUGGCUCAACUGGGCCUUUCUGUGUGGAGUUUGGAUGUUCUCCCCGUGUUCGUGUGGGUUUCCUCUGGGUGCUCUGGUUUCCCCCACAGUCGAAAAAAAAAAGACUUGCAGGUUAAGUUAUUUGGAGACCCUAAAUUGGCUGUAGGCAAUUGCAUGACCCGCAACCCUAUAUAGGACAAGCAGCUAUAAGAUGUAAAAAUUAUUCAAAAGAAUGGAUACACAAUUACUCUCAAUCACAUUUCAGACCAUCCAUCCAGCUUCUGGAUGGAUGUUCUGAAAUGUGAUGGAGAGUAAUUGUUAUACCAACAUAUUAAUUGAAAUGUCUAUUAUAGUUUUGUAUCCAUUCAACUGAAUAUUUUUUUACAUUUUGUUAGCUGUUGACAAAUUCUCAAUACUUCACUUUUCAACUAAACCGCCUUUCUUGCUGCAAAAUUAUUCAACAGAUUAUUCUACAUUGUUCGAGGCUUAAACAGUCAACUAUAUUUACUGUGUGGAUGAAAAUAUUUCUAAGGAAAGCUUUUUGGUUAUUUCAGUAUUAUUUACUUGCUUUGUAGAAUCAAGUCUAGCUUUAGCAUUGUUAUAGGUAAAUAAUUACCAAUUAUUUUAUCCAGGGUUCCCACAAUCAUGGAAAAUCUGAAAAUAGGGAAUAUAAAAAUGUGUGAUUUCCAGGCCUGCAAAGUCACGGAAGUACAACAAAUAGUUUGUCAUAUAAAUUCUAUUGUAAAUGUAAUUUUGCUCUACCUGGAGACUCAAAGUCGAAUCAUCGUUUGAGCCGCAUUCAGAUCUGAGGCCGUUUGUGUGUGUGUGUGACUUUUGCGUUUAAUUGAAUAUUCCAGGUUCAAUACAAGUUAAGCUCAGUCGACAGCAUUUGUGGCAUAAUGUUGAUUACCAUAAAAAUGUAUAGAGACUCGCCCCUCCUUUUUUUUUUUUUUUUUUUUUUUUUUAAGAAAAGCAAAAGUCUGAGUUAAAGUGAGGCACUUAAAAUGGAAGUGAAUGGGACCAAUCCUAAUAAAAUCACUUACUAACCUUUUCUGUGUAAAGUUAUAGCCAAUUUUACAACUUUGUUAGCAUGACAAUGUUACAUCAACAAACCCUAAAACGACUGUGAAAAAUAAAUAUUUAAACAACUUUACAGCUCAAAUAAUACAUGAGUUAUAACAGAAGAAUUAAUGUAAGUGCUUUUAUAAAAUUAUAAGUUCCACAUUUCUGUGUUUAAACCCUCCAAAAAUUGGCCUCAUUCUCUUCCAUUGUAAGUGCCUUACUGUCACCUGGAUAUUUACUUUUUUGGACGAGUCGAAAAUCAUUUUUGGGGUAUCAACAUUAUGCCACAAAUGCUGGCGAUUUGAGCUUAACCUGUAUUGAACCCAGAAUAUUCCUUUAAAUAGGUGUUUAAAUCUCUCUGUUCCAAGGAUCGGUAGACUACCUGAUGCACACAUGGAAGUACCACCUAACAAUCUCUAUAAAAUGAGUUUUAAAACAAUUAUGCUGUAAUCAUUCACGACUAAAGACAUCGAAGUUAAUUGGUCAAAAACUGUGGGAACCCUGUAUAUCUUACUUCAAAGUCUUGUACAUUGUGCACAUUUUCUGAUCAUUUCAUAUUCCUGUACAGUUUUUCUGAGCUGAUUAAAGGUGAUGCAUCGAGAAAUAAAAAGACUAUUGGACUGAAGUCACUCCGAGACUACCGUCUAUGAUUAUCCAUUAACCAGUCAAAUGUCUUUCAGUUUGAAAAAAAUAAAUAUAUAUUUUUUCUAUAAUAGUGUUAUUUGCCAGAUCAGUCUAGCUUAGACAUGGGGUAGUAUGUUUGGAGCUGUAGGAGACAUUAAUAAUUUAUUGUAUCAUUUAACCGAGGUCGCUAAUGUGUAGCGUUAAUGUGUAGUGUGCCAAUUGUAUAUGAAAUUACCAGAAAUGAAAAGGAGCAAUUUCUUGUACUGAGUGGCCUAUUUAAUAAUCCUAUUUUUGCAACUACAUUUUACUCUCAUCUCUUUACUAAGGUGUGGAAUAGGGAUACGCAAAUUACAUUGCUUAGGAGCCUCUUUAACUCAAGGUAGAUACAUAUAUAAUCAGAAAGACAGAGAGAUACAGUUGAAGUCAGAAGUUUACAUACACUUAGGUUGAAGUCAUUAAAACUAUUUUUUUCUUUUUUUUAACCACUCCACAGAUUUAAUAUUAGCAAACUAUAGUUUUGGCAAGUCAUUAAGGACAUCUACUUUGUGCAUGACAUGAGUAAUUUUUCCAACAACUGUUUACAGAUAGACUGUUUUACUUUUAAUUGACUAUAUCACAAUUCCAUUUGGUCAGAAAUUUACAUACACUAAGUUAAUUGUGCCUUUAAGCAGCUUGGAAAAUUCCAAAAAAUGACAAUUAGCCAAUUAGCUUCUGAUAGGAGGUGUACUGAAUUGGAGGUGUACCUAUGGAAGUAUUUUAAGGCCUACCUUCAAACUCAAAAGAAAAUCAAAAGAAAUCAGCCAAGACCUCAGAAAAAACUAAAUUGUGGACCUCGACAAGUCUGGUUCAUCCUUGGGAGCAAUUUCCAAACGCCUGAAGGUAUUACAUUCAUCUGUACAAACAAUAGUACGCAAGUAUAAACACCAUGGGACCACGCAGCCAUCAUACAGCUCAGGAAGGAGAUGUAUUCUGUCUCCUAGAGAUGAAUGUAGUUUGGUGCGAAAACAACAGAACAACAGCAAAAGAACUUAUGAAGAUGCUGGAGAAAACAGGUAGACAAGUAUCUAUAUCCACAGUAAAACCAGUCAUAUAUAUAGACAUAACCUGAAAGGCUGCUUAGCAAGGAAGAAGCCAAUGCCCCAAAACCACUAUAAAAAAGCACAUCGGGACGAAGAUCUUUUUGGAGAAAUUUCCUCUGGUCUGAUGAAACAAAAAAACUGCCCUUUUUGGCCAUAAUGACCAUCGUUUUGUUUGGAGGAAAAAGGGUGAGGCUUGCAAGCCGAAGAACACCAUCCCAACCGUGAAGCAUGGGGGUGGCAGCAUAAUGUUGUGGGAGUGCUUUGCUGCAGGAGGGACUGGUGCACUUCUCAAAAUAGAUGGCAUCAUGAGGAAGGAAAAUUAUGUGGAUAUAUUGAAGCAACAUCUCAAGACAUCAACCAUGAAGUAAAAGCUUGGUUGCAAAUGGGUCUUCCAAAUGGACAAUGACCACAAGCAUACCUCCAAAGUCCAAAGGACAUCAAAGUCAAGGUAUUGGAGUGGCCAUCACAAAGCCCUGAACUCAAUCCAAUAGAAAAUUUGUGGGCAGAACUGAAAAAGCAUGUGGGAGCAAGGAGGCCUACAAACCUGACUCAGUUACACCAGUUCUGUCAGUAGGAAUGGGCCAAAAUUCCAGCAACUUAUUGUGAGAAACUUGUGGAAGGCUACUCAAAACGUCUGACCCAAGUUAAACAAUUUAAAGGCAAUGCUACCAAAUACUAACAAAUUGUAUGUAACUUCUGACCCACUGGGAAUGU
Molecule: messenger RNA, 5809 nt
Organism: Myxocyprinus asiaticus (Chinese sucker)
Lineage: Eukaryota; Metazoa; Chordata; Actinopteri; Cypriniformes; Catostomidae
Product: gastrula zinc finger protein XlCGF7.1-like
Exons: 4
Coding region: 911-1780 (289 amino acids)
Biological process (GO): regulation of transcription by RNA polymerase II
Molecular function (GO): DNA-binding transcription factor activity, RNA polymerase II-specific; RNA polymerase II cis-regulatory region sequence-specific DNA binding
Source: RefSeq, a predicted model, not a curated record